ACAAGAUGGAGCGGUUUAACAAACACUCUAACGUAAUCCUCAAUAUAAGUCAAUUCACAUUCCCUCUUCUCCGACCUUUACAUCCAAUUACGUAUUCUCUCAUGGGAAACCAAAUAGCCACCGCCAAAAUCGUCUACUGGGAUGGUUCCGUUCAAGAGUUUCACCAACCGUUAACCGUGGCAGAGCUCAUGAUGGACCACCCACAACAGGUUGUGCUUGAUUUUCACUCCGCCGUCAAGCAGAAAAGGCCAACGCCGCUGCCGGCAGACCAGAAGCUGGAGAUGAAGAAAACCUACGUGAUGGUUCCGGUGAAGCAAGGGAAGCCUGUGGGGUUGAGCAGCGAGGAUAGUCGCCGCAUUAUCUUCAUCGUUAACUCUGCUCUGCAUCCCAAGUAUUUUGUUUCUUCUUCAGGGUUUCUUCCUUGGCUUGCAGGGUUGUUCAACUCCGAGAGAGGGGUUGCAGUGUUGCAGGAAAAAGAAGAGACGGAGAACGCCCAGGAGAAGUACGGGUUUUGUGAGUUUUUGCCAGAAAUGUUAGAAGGGAGACCGGAGUAUUUGAGUAGGCAGUUGUCGGGAAAAGGUUGGAAGCCUAGUUUGGACACCAUUAAAGAGAAGAAGGUUAACAGAAAACUAUCUCGAUGGUUAUUGUUCCUUAAAACCUUCACUGCUGCAAAGAUUUAGAUGUUGUUAUAUUCGGUCGCAUUCAGUGAGUGUUGGUUUAUGUGGGUAUAUUCAGUAUAACUUGUAUGAGAGUUCAGGCAUGGCUUCUGUUAUGUUCGGUCUAAGAUCACACUGAAUUAUAGUUUCUCUAAGAACUUAUGUUUAAAGGAGUGUGCCGAGGUCAAACAAUUUAUGAAGCCUGUUCUGUUUGUAUGUUACAGUAUUAUAUUAUUAACCAACAUAGAUUGGACUGCUGCUUAUUU
Molecule: messenger RNA, 922 nt
Organism: Vigna umbellata (rice bean)
Lineage: Eukaryota; Viridiplantae; Streptophyta; Magnoliopsida; Fabales; Fabaceae
Source: RefSeq, a predicted model, not a curated record